Messenger RNA from Teleopsis dalmanni, 1436 nucleotides. Its product is annotated as DNA cross-link repair 1A protein-like. Gene Ontology annotation, biological process: double-strand break repair via nonhomologous end joining; interstrand cross-link repair; protection from non-homologous end joining at telomere. Lineage: Eukaryota; Metazoa; Arthropoda; Insecta; Diptera; Diopsidae. The coding region runs from base 105 to 1436 and encodes 443 amino acids. The record is from RefSeq and is a predicted model, not a curated record. The transcript is spliced from 3 exons. Gene Ontology annotation, molecular function: 5'-3' DNA exonuclease activity; damaged DNA binding.
AAUUUGCUUAGAUGGCGAGUAUCUCAUCUACUAUACUCACUUAGCGCCAAAACUUCCAUGGUGUUUUGACAGUUAUUAGUUUUUCUACAAGUGUUUUAAGGGAUAUGGAGGACAUAGGGCGAUUAAAAAUACGCAGUAUUAGUGAACUAAUAGAAGUAAAAGUAAUUAAACAAACAAAAGCAGAUAAAUCAGCAAAAGCUACUAGAAAAAAAUCAACGAAAAAUGAUCAAAAUAAUUUUCAAGUCUCUUUGGAUGUUGGUAAUGGGAAUAUCAUAAAUAUCAAUACACCAUUAACAAAUGACAAAAAGAUAGAUAGUGAAGGAACAAUAACAAAGAAGCCCAGAACAAAGAAAAAGGAAUUACCCCCUAGUCAAACACGGAUUAAUAGUUACUUUAAAAGUAGUACCAAAAACUUUGUCGUAAAUCAUGAUUUAGUGCCGACAACAUUUGAAAAAGAAAACAAACAAGUAACAAGUGUAAGGAAAAAUCCCAAAAGAGAGUGCAAUGUCAAAAGGAAAGGUCGUAAGCGUUUAUUUGUUGAUGACACUGAGUCGGAUGCAACAACAACAAGUGCAGUUGUUGUUAAUGCUAAUAAACCCAAACGGAAAACACCAGUCAAAUUGAAAGCUAAAAUUGCAGAUAACGCCGCAACUACAACGGCCAAAAAGGCUCCAGUGAGAAGCACACGUAAGAAAAGUGCAACCAAGGGAAAAGAAACAUCAGUGAAUGUAGUGGAUUGUAUUGAUCUAUGCACAGAUGAAGAAUCUAAUCAGCCACUAUUGCCACUAAGAAGUAUUAAAAGCGAGCCAUCGCUACAAAUCAGUGCUAAUAACACAUCUAUUAAUCAAAACAAUGAAACUCUGGAAACGAAACUAACUACGGAAAUAAAAAUAACUACACAGGAAAAAACAUCAAAUUUAAACCCAAGAGAACCUAUGGUUUCAAUUGAAGUAUAUCCUGAUAACUACAAUAUGCUAAACGGUAAGGAAGCUUCCGACGCAAAUGUUUUGGCAGAAGAGCAAAGCAAUGGCAAACAGACGCGUAAAAGAAAGCCGCGUGUUAUUCCAAAUUAUAAAACCAUUGAACAUACCACAUUCGCAGUAGAUGCUUUUCAAUUUGGUAAAAUUCCGGGGGUUACGCAUUAUUUCUUAACGCACUUCCAUGCCGAUCAUUAUGUGGGUUUAACAAAAAAAUUUGCGAUGCCUUUGUAUGUGACGCCUAUAACACGUCGUUUAGUUCAAAAGUUUAUAGGCACUGAUGAAAAAUAUCUUCAUGAGCUUGAAUUAGGGGUACCGCAAACUAUUAAUGAUGUUGAGGUAACCGCUAUCAAUGCAAAUCAAUACAAAAAUCCCAAUUCAUGGCACAGUGUAAAGACGCAGAUGUUUUAUAGUAAUUUUAUGCCGUCAACCAAAGAUACUCGUAGUUCAGCCACUUAA